This is a messenger RNA of Solanum lycopersicum (tomato), 1052 nucleotides long. NCBI's taxonomy places the organism in Eukaryota, Viridiplantae, Streptophyta, Magnoliopsida, Solanales, Solanaceae. The record is from RefSeq and is a predicted model, not a curated record.
UAGGUAGCUCAAGGGUUCUGACUUUGAUUUGUUUACUAAAAUCUAUUGAGAGGUUUAUAUGUUUGGGACACAAUAUAUUUGAAAGAGACAUAUUUGUGGCCACCCAUAUCUUUAUUUUGCCAUAUUACUCCUAUCUCCCUUACAUUUGCAUGUUCUCCUAUCAAAUCCCUUUGAAAUUCUACCAUAGUUGGCAUUAAAUGCUCAUUUUUCUUGCUUAAAGUAUUUAUAUAUUGGUAGUACGCGCAAUCUUCAUUCAAAAAUUCAGCCAAGUUAUACCAACAAUUAACAAUUUUUAUUUCAUCACAAUCAAUUUACGGGGAUUUUCAUUUCAAAUGUCAAUCACCAAAAUCACUACUCUUCUCAUGAUGAUUUUCCUUCUUUUUCAUGCAUGUAAUGCUCGCUCACUUGGUAUAAUGAACAAGAAUGAAGAGAAACCAAAUGUUGCUAGGGUUCCUAGUACUCCAUCGGAUGUAAAAGCAAAACACUCACCAUCAAAGCCAAAUAAAAGUGUGAAGGAAAAUGAUGAAAAAGAUCAUCACUAUGGAGUUUCAGUUAGUUGGAAGGUUCAUCAACAGAAAAAGGAAGAUCCACCACCAGAGUUUAACCUAGAUUAUUUACCAGCAAGAACACAUCCUCCAGUUCACAAUUAAUUAAUUAACAGGCUGCGAACGACAUGAUUAAUUUUCUAAUCGAGUAUCUAACAUGAAUUUUGGAGGAAGUUAAUUAAUUUUAUCGUCAUGAAAAUUACCAGUUUGAGUGAAUUAACUAAUUUGAUCCCAAUUUGAAGUUGUUGGGCUCUUAAUUAUACUUUUUGAUGGCUGAGUAUAUAUCCCAUGAACUUUUAUAUAACUUCUAGUUGUAUGUACGUGCGUACCACUGUUUACUAUCUAAUGUAUAUUAAAUCUACCCUAUAAUGGAAAUUUGAGUUUUGAGUUCUUGAAAAAUAUAGCUUUUAAUUAGCAGUCUUAUCUAUUGGUUGUUAAUGUAAUUUUACAUGCAUUAUUUAGUAAUCCUAAGAAAUGGUGGUCAUAUCAUCCUUAGCUAUAACGUUC